AUGGCAGGGAAGAAUACUGAGUUGAUCUCUCUUGGUGAAGAUCUUGAAAGGACUUACAAGCAUAUCAUGUGUCUUACCCAAGGAAAUCGAAAAAACGACGAAGAAUACCACUCCUACAAGCAUGAGAUGGUAUUCGACCCACCAACAGACGAUGAGGAAACUUUAGAGAUGGCUGCCGCAACUCUGCUAGGAGUCCCUCGAGAACCUCGGAACGAGUUUCACAUGAGAAAGGAGCAAGAGGGAGUCUGUAAGAACGCCGAAAUGGAAGCUUUUAGGGAGUUUAGAAAGCAGGAUGUGUUGAAGGAUGGGGAGUAUGUAUACUCAAAGCAUGCACGAUACGUGAGACGUGCCACAAAGCAGGCGCGACCUGGCUAG
Messenger RNA from Botrytis byssoidea, 375 nucleotides. RefSeq lists its product as uncharacterized. Bases 1 to 375 code for a protein of 124 amino acids. The record is from RefSeq and is a predicted model, not a curated record. Lineage: Eukaryota; Fungi; Ascomycota; Leotiomycetes; Helotiales; Sclerotiniaceae. The transcript is spliced from 2 exons.